AAAUCAGAGGUGGAAGGACCGACAGGGUGUUGCCAGGAACAGGUAAAUAAAACCUGAAGAGGGGGAAAGAAAAAAGUUAUUUUGGGGCCAAGAAGUUGUAAAAGUGUGCUGGUGGGCCGUUUAAGAGAAGCUGAGGAUUCAGACCUGCUUUCAUGUGCUCACAUUCACACACACUGAUCACAGCAGGGGAGGCUCUGACAGAUAAAAAUAACAAAAAGGUUCACCUGGGAAGACCAUCGAAAUGAAGUUAAUGGUCAGUAUCCCGCUUUUAUUUUUGCUGCCCUCCUAUGCAAGCCAAACAUCAGUCAUCCGCAUUGAUUCCACUCCCAUACCAAGCACUGAGGGGGUAAUCCAGACUGAGACUCAAGAGACGGUGUCUCUGCUCUGUAUUCUCUCUGGCACUCCCGACGAUAAGGAGUUGGUAUGGCUGAGGAAUGGUGCUAUGAUUAAACUGGACGAUGGAAACAAGGAGAAUGGUAGCAGCGUGUGCAUCCAUCCGGUCAUCCAUGAGGAUGAGGGCGCCACGUUCACCUGUCAACUGAAGAGCAACUCCUCCCAUUCGGCCUCGGUCACCCUCAAUGUCACAUAUCACGCAGAUCUCAAUGGUACAGAGGAAGUUACACUGGAAGAGGAGGAAUCGCUGAACCUGCAAUGUGACAUGAGGGCCAACCCUUUGGUAACGUCAGUGACGUGGAAACUAAACGGAACCAUAGUGGAUCUAUCGACAGGUGGCUUCAUUAUAUCCAACGACGGCUUUAACACCAAGCUACAUGUCAAGAGAGUAGACAGAAGCCUGCAUGAAGGCGAGUACCAGUGCACAGUAACCUCUCCUGUCUAUGGAGAUCGCAACAAGAUUUUCCAUGUCACUGUCACAGAUAAGACCAUAAAGUUCCCUCUGGUGCCGAUGAUUGCGGGGCUGGUGGUGGUGGGCCUCACAGCUCUUCUUGCCAUAGUUUCACGAUGGAGGAUGAUUGCACGGUGCUGCAAAAAGUGAUCCAAAAGAACCUGGUCCUCUCAAGUGAGACCGUCGAUGAAGUCUUCUGAUCACCCAGCUUUUUCUUAUUUGAUUUCUUACAUUUCUGGAUUUUACCUGAAGCUAGACGCUCUCCCCACCUAAUAAGUAAACAAAUAAAUAAAACUGUUGUAUUUCCUGGAAGAACUGAACAUAUCAGUCAGUAAGUUUUAAAUGGUAUUAAGUUAUUUUAGUUUAAUUUUAAUAGAUUCAAACAAGAUUUGUUAUUCUACUGCGUUUCCAUUAUUUUCUUUUUAGUUCAGACUACAAUCAUCACAUUGUGUCUGGGGAAGACAGAAGAGUUGACUUUCUCACACUAACAGUUCAAUAAGCGUUUUUCCUGUGCUAAAUAUUCAAAUGUAUGUCAAAAUCUGACAAAUGUACAAACUUGUGUAUACUGUAAGGGAUAUUGGAAACACACUGUAAUGAGGGAUUUCAGAAUCAUGUAAUGAGGCAUUAAAUGUACUAGAACCUGCUGUCACGGAAGAAAUAAACUUAUUUAUCUGUUCCAGAAAGAAAAAAAAAACUAAAUUAUUCAUGAAUACAAUUUAAGUUGAAUAAUGUUGAAAGAAAUACUAUAUAAAUACAGAGUCAGCAAAGAAAGAAAUGAUUUAACUUAAGUUAAUAUCACUGAGUUUGUGUUUGAUGCUUGGUUAGGACAAAAAAACAAAAUAAAAUUCAGAAUCAAGCUAGAUAAAAUUUUGGUUUGGAAUUAAACUGGAUUUUUUUCUUUCUAGCUCAGUAGAUAUAAAUAUUGACAACUUUUGAUGUUAGCAAUGAUUUAAUACAAAAUUCAUUUUUCGACCUGUUGUUUAGGGUGGAUAGAGCUAAAUUAAGAAAGGUACUUCCAA
Messenger RNA from Gambusia affinis (western mosquitofish), 1863 nucleotides. RefSeq names its product transmembrane and immunoglobulin domain containing 1 (gene tmigd1). Bases 242 to 994 code for a protein of 250 amino acids. The transcript is spliced from 6 exons. The record is from RefSeq and is a predicted model, not a curated record. NCBI's taxonomy places the organism in Eukaryota, Metazoa, Chordata, Actinopteri, Cyprinodontiformes, Poeciliidae.